AUGGCUGCACGUACGUCAAUCGAGGAUUUUCAGGACCUUAUCAAGUCCAGCAACCGCAUCCUCGCCCUCUGCGGAGCUGGUCUGUCAGCAGCCUCCGGCCUGCCUACGUUCCGAGGGGCAGGCGGAUUAUGGAGAAACCACGAGCCUACUUCCCUAGCCACGCCCGAGGCUUUCGAAGAGGAUCCCUCACUGGUCUGGCUCUUCUACGCUUGGAGGCGACAUAUGUGUCUUAAGGCACAGCCCAACGAGGGUCACUACGCCCUUGCAGAGUUGGCAAGAAAAAAGGAGAAUUUCGUUUGCCUGACGCAGAACGUCGACGACCGCCUACACCUCCUCCACGGGAGCAUACUGGAUCUGAAGUGCUUCGAUGGCUGCACAUAUAUCGAGAAAGACAACCUCUCCGACCCCCUCUGUCCCGCCUUAGAGGCAGCAUCCGCGGUGAACACGGCACCAGACAAGUCCGGCAAAUUGCCCCUGCUUGACCCCAAGGUGCCAGUGCCCAAGAUCGACGUCAAGGACUUGCCUCACUGCCCGAAGUGCAAAGAUAAGUAUUUACGCCCGGGCGUCGUCUGGUUUGGCGAGUCACUAGAUGAGAAGAUGCUGGACCAAACAGAUGAAUGGAUCGACUCGGCUCCUGUUGACCUGAUGUUGGUUAUUGGUACUGCAGCUGUGGUGUACCCGGCAGCAGGCUACACCCAGAAGGCCAAGAGGAAGGGUGCUGUUGUGGCGGUGAUCAAUCCUGAUCCAGGUGCUUGCGCGGGACUGGGAUCCAAGGACUUCUUCUUCCAGGGUGAUGCGGCCGAGAUUCUUCCCAAGCUGUUUGCCAAGGUUAUUUGA
Messenger RNA from Diaporthe amygdali, 837 nucleotides. Its product is annotated as sir2 family histone. The record is from RefSeq and is a predicted model, not a curated record. Lineage: Eukaryota; Fungi; Ascomycota; Sordariomycetes; Diaporthales; Diaporthaceae. The transcript has 2 exons. Bases 1 to 837 code for a protein of 278 amino acids. Gene Ontology annotation, molecular function: NAD+ binding; protein-malonyllysine demalonylase activity; protein-succinyllysine desuccinylase activity.